AUGGACGACCUUUUGGAGCUCGAGCUCCUGUCGCUCGUCUCCAAGGUCACAUCGGAACUGCAGAACCACAUGGGCGUCUCCGACAAGACCCUCGCCGAGUUCAUCAUCGCCCAGCGCGUCGAGUGCGCCGACACGGGCCUCGCCGGCUUCCAGAAGAAGCUCGCCAGCCUGGGCGCCGACUUCCCGCCCAGCUUCGUCGAGAGCAUCGACCGCCUCGUGCUGGCCAUGCACCCGAAGCUCAAGGGCAAGAAGACGAACGGCGCAGACGACGCGCAGCAGCACCACCACCACCGCAGCGCAGAGGAGAAGGAGCAGAUCUUCAAGGGCCUGGCCGUCCCCGACAAGGAGGUCGGCGCAGAUGCUUUCGACGACACGUUUGCGCUGCUGGAGGGGCUCGAGGGCCGCGCGCGGCAGGAGAAGACGUCGGCGAGGAAGAGGAGUCGCAGCCCCGAGGACGACCGCGAAUCCCGACGCAAGAGGCGAGACAGGUCGAGAUCAAAGGAGAGGCGGAGGCGGCGGCGGUCAAGAUCGAGGUCCCUCGACGACGAGCAUGGCCCUGCGCUCAAGCAGAGGAGAAGCAGGAGGCGGGAGCGCGACUACAACGACUACGAGGACGACGACAGGCUGCGGAGGCCGCCCCCUACAGAGCUGGACGAUGCGCCGCAGAUCCAAAAGGUGUAUCCCGGGCGGGUCACCGGCGUCAAAGAUUUCGGAGCCUUUGUCAACCUUCAAGGCGUUCGUGGCAAGUCGGAUGGGCUGGUGCACGUUUCGCAGAUCUCAGAGCAACGGGUCAACCACCCGUCCGAUAUCCUCAGCCGAGACCAGCCGGUCUGGGUCAAGGUCAUCAGCGUCGAUGGCAAUCGAAUAGGGCUUUCGAUGAAGCAGGUCGACCAGGAGACAGGAAUGGACCUUGUUCCACAAGCAAGGAUAUCAUCCGGCGCCAACAUGGAAGCCUUGGGAGGCGGAGGAGGAGACAGGAAUGGCAACAUGUUCGACGCUGGGGUCAUGCCACCACCAAAUCAACGGCCGCAGCGGCAGAAGAAGAGGAUGACUUCACCUGAAAGGUGGGAGAUCCGGCAACUGAUCGCAUCAGGCGUCGCAAAGGCCUCUGACUACCCCGACCUCAACGAAGACUACAAUGCAACGUUGCGUGGUGAUGGCGAGAUGGAGCUCGAGGAGGAGGUCGAUAUCGAGGUUCGCGAGGAAGAGCCCCCGUUCCUGGCCGGACAGACGAAGCAGUCUCUUGAGCUGUCGCCGAUUCGCGUCGUGAAAGCACCGGAUGGCUCGAUGAAUCGCGCAGCCAUGUCAGGCACUGCACUCGCCAAGGAACGGAAGGAGUUGAAGCAGCAAGAAGCAGAGGCUGCAGCACAAGAGGAGAACAAGGUUGAUCUCUCUACACAAUGGAACGACCCCAUGGCCGACCCCGACAAGCGCAAGUUUGCCAGCGACAUGAGAAACGCGAGACAGCAAGCGCCCAAGCCCGAUGCCGUCCCGGAAUGGAAGCGUGCUGUGCAGCCCAAAGACCAAUCGUUUGGAAAGAGGACAGACAUGAGCAUGAAGCAGCAGCGGGAGUCUCUGCCUGUCUUUGCUUUCCGCCAAAAGUUUCUCGACGCCGUCAACGACCACCAGGUCAUGGUUGUCAUUGGAGAGACAGGCUCUGGCAAGACUACUCAGCUCACACAAUAUCUAGCUGAAGGUGGUUUCGCCAAUCAUGGUGUCAUUGGAUGUACGCAACCGCGUCGUGUGGCUGCCAUGUCUGUCGCCAAACGUGUGGCGGAAGAAGUCGGCUGCCCCUUGGGCGAAGAGGUUGGCUACACCAUUCGAUUUGAGGACCGGACCAGCCCGGCAACGAGGAUCAAGUACAUGACGGAUGGUAUGCUUCAGCGUGAGAUCUUAGUCGACCCCGAUCUCAAGCGGUACUCGGUCAUCAUGCUUGACGAGGCGCACGAACGUACCAUCUCGACUGAUGUGUUGUUUGCUCUGCUGAAGAAGACGAUGGCCCGCCGCAAGGACCUGAAGGUCAUUGCCACAUCAGCAACUCUCGACGCCGAUAAAUUCUCCUCGUACUUCAACGGGUGUCCCAUCUUUACGAUCCCUGGUCGAACCUUCCCCGUCGAAGUCUUGUAUUCUCGCGAACCGGAAUCCGACUACCUCGACGCAGCUCUGGUCACAGUGAUGCAGAUUCACCUCACUGAGCCGCCUGGAGACAUCUUGCUAUUUUUAACUGGACAGGAGGAAAUCGACACAUCGUGCGAGAUUCUGUUCGAGCGGAUGAAAGCUCUAGGGCCAAAUGUACCUGAGCUGCUGAUCCUUCCCGUUUAUUCAGCUUUGCCGAACGAGAUGCAGAGUCGCAUUUUCGAUCCGGCACCGCCGGGCUGCCGGAAGGUCGUCAUCGCCACCAACAUCGCUGAGACAUCCAUCACCAUCGACAAUAUCUACUUUGUCGUUGACCCCGGAUUUGUCAAGCAGAACGCCUACGACCCCAAACUCGGCAUGGACUCUCUUGUCGUCACCCCUAUUUCACAGGCUCAGGCCAACCAGAGAGCUGGCCGAGCAGGGCGUACCGGCCCCGGCAAGUGCUUCCGUCUGUACACCGAAGCAGCCUAUCAAUCUGAGAUGCUGCCCACAACGAUUCCCGAAAUCCAGCGUCAAAACUUGUCACACACGAUUCUCAUGCUCAAGGCUAUGGGCAUCAACGACUUGCUGCAUUUUGACUUUAUGGACCCACCUCCAAUCAACACCAUGUUGACGGCUCUUGAAGAGCUGUAUGCGCUUAGUGCGCUAGACGACGAAGGUCUUCUGACACGUCUCGGCCGCAAAAUGGCCGACUUCCCCAUGGAGCCUUCGCUUGCGAAGGUCCUCAUCAUGUCCAUCGACAUGAACUGCUCAGCCGAGAUGCUCAUCAUCGUCGCAAUGCUCAACCUGCCCAACGUGUUUUACCGUCCCAAGGAGAAGCAGACACAAGCCGAUCAAAAGAAGGCCAAGUUCCACGACCCCGCGGGCGACCACCUGACCCUCCUCAACGUCUACAACUCCUGGAAGCAGUCGAGCUACUCAAGUCCCUGGUGCUUCGAAAACUUCAUCCAGGCCCGCUCAAUGAAGCGAGCCAAAGAUGUCCACGAUCAGCUUGUCAAGAUUAUGGACCGAUACCGCCACCCUGUCGUCAGCUGCGGACGCAAUACACAGAAAGUCCGACAGGCGCUCUGCUCGGGCUUCUUUCGCAACGCCGCGCGCAAGGAUCCGCAGGAGGGGUACAAGACGCUCACUGAGCAGACGCCGGUUUACCUGCACCCGAGCUCGGCCUUGUUCGGCAAGCAAGCAGAGUGGGUGAUUUAUCACACGCUGGUACUCACGACGAAAGAGUACAUGCAUUGCUCGACAUCUAUUGAGCCCAAGUGGCUAGUGGAGGCGGCACCGACGUUCUUCAAGGUGGCGCCGACGGACAAGCUGUCGAAGAGGAAGAAGGCGGAGAGGAUCCAGCCGCUGUACAACAAAUUUGCCGGGGAGGACGAUUGGCGUCUCAGUGCGCAGAAGAAGGGGGGACGGUCUGGAGGCGGUGGUACCUGGGGAUAA
Verticillium dahliae VdLs.17 is the source of this 3573-nucleotide messenger RNA. Its product is annotated as pre-mRNA-splicing factor ATP-dependent RNA helicase prp22. NCBI's taxonomy places the organism in Eukaryota, Fungi, Ascomycota, Sordariomycetes, Glomerellales, Plectosphaerellaceae. Bases 1 to 3573 code for a protein of 1190 amino acids. Gene Ontology annotation, cellular component: intracellular anatomical structure; catalytic step 2 spliceosome. Gene Ontology annotation, molecular function: ATP hydrolysis activity; RNA binding. The transcript has a single exon. The record is from RefSeq and is a predicted model, not a curated record. Gene Ontology annotation, biological process: spliceosomal complex disassembly.